AUGCACAAAGUGAGCAAAUUGAAUUCAUCGAUUGAUAUUAUCCCUCUGCAAGGAUCGAGCGGUGAUUUUAGAUCGAGGCACAUGGACAAUAAGCACAGAAUGGAUCAGAGAUGUUUCAGGGAUCAAACGUUGAUCGCGCGUGUACAAACGUACAUGCAUGAAAAUGAGAAUAAGAUAUACAUCGAUGUCAAUGAGAUGGCAGAUGCAUUGCAAAGGCGGUACAGAGACUAUCGUAAUAAAAAACGUGCUGCAUUUCGUGGAAUGGUACGUAAGGCUUACGAUGAGCUUACAGAGAUAUUUUCAAAAAAGCCUCUGAUACGCGAAUCCUCUACAUAUGACGAUGAUGAUUUUGAGGAUGUUGAUGUUGAGUCAGAAAUGCAGCAGACUUCCAUAAAUGACAUGCUAAUACAUAUGUAUAAAAAGCAGAAUGGAAACUCGAGUGAUAAAGAAUUGAUAGAUAUCAGUAGUGAUGAUGAUGUAUCUAAAAGUGAUGAUGUAUCUAAAAAUGAUAAAGCUGGUAAAGAGGCAAAGACGCCUGAUGUAUGUAAUGUAACUGAUGAAUCUUUGAAUACAUCUUCAAUAGUUACUCCAAACACAGAAUCAGCCACUCAAAAGCCAGAAACGCCUGCUUCAGCAGAAAAGCCUGAACCAUCUGUUUCAAAUCCAGAAAUACAUGCCUCAAAAUCAGAAACACUUGCUUUAAAAUCAGAAACACCUGUGAAAUCAAAUACAUCUGUAACUCAAGUGAAACAGACACUAGUAGAAUCUACAAGGAAACGACAAAGAGACAAAGAAAAUGAUAGUGGACAGUUUUUAUUUGCAAAAAAGCAAAGAACUGUACCUGUCACAGAAACAAAAAUUACAUUUUCUAGUGUAGGAGGUAACGACAAAAUUUUGAAAACUGUUUGCAAGUUACUGGCCCACAUGAAACAUCCUGAAAUCUUCAAACAGCUUGGUAUAUCUCCACCAAGAGGAUUCUUACUUCAUGGGCCGCCUGGAUGUGGAAAGACAUUAUUGGCAUAUGCAGUUGCAGGAGAAUUAAAUAUGCCUCUACUAAAAGUAGCAGGGCCAGAGCUUGUGACUGGAGUAUCUGGUGAGAGUGAAGCUCGUAUUAGAGACUUAUUUGAGCAAGCUUUAACUCUUGCACCAUGUGUUGUUUUCUUGGAUGAAAUAGAUGCUGUUGCACCACAUAGAGCUACAGCUCAAAGGGAGAUGGAAAGGAGAAUUGUUGCACAAUUAUUAUCAAGUUUAGAUGAAUUGAAUCUAAAGGAAAAUGGAGAUAGAGUAUUAGUGAUUGGUGCAACAAAUCGACCUGAUUCAUUAGAUCCUGCUUUAAGGAGAGCAGGACGUUUUGAUCGUGAAGUGUGCCUUGGAAUACCAGACAGAGAGGCAAGAGCUAAGAUCCUGGCAGUACACACUGAAAAUGUUGUACUAGCUCCUAAUAUUAGUUUGUCAACAAUAGCUUCCCUUACUCCAGGUUUUGUAGGUGCAGAUUUGGUUGCCUUAAUUAGAGAAGCUGCUAUGGCUGCUGUAGAUAGAGUGUUCGAAGAUCUAAACAGAUCAAAACAGACAGAAAAAUUGCCGGAAAUAAUCGAAACUGAUAAGCAAUCUAAUAAGGAAGCACAGACUUUUAAAAACUUAGAGAGUUUAGCUACUACUAAUGUUGAGAGUUUAGAUACUAAUAUUACAACAGAAGCGUCUACUACAAUAGAAAAUACCUCUACAUACUUGAGAGAUUCACCUAAAAAUCCAAGCCCAGAAAUUACCGAAAUGGAUGUAAUACAAGAACAACAUUCGCCGGAUUUCUCAAACUUAUUGGCUUGGCUACGCAAUGAACCUCCACUUUCCCCAGAGUGUUUGUCAUCUUUAUGUAUUGAGCAUAGUGAUUUUGAAACUGCUUUACGUGUUGUUCAACCUUCAGCGAAAAGGGAAGGAUUUGCAACAGUUCCUGAUGUAACGUGGGAUGAUGUUGGCUCAUUACAAGAUAUACGACAAGAAUUACAAAUGGCGAUUCUUGCUCCUGUUAAACAUACUGAACACUUUAAUGCAUUAGGUUUAUCUGCUGCCAGUGGAGUACUAUUAUGUGGUCCACCUGGUUGUGGAAAAACAUUACUAGCCAAAGCUAUCGCCAAUGAAGCUGGAAUUAAUUUUAUUUCCGUUAAAGGUCCUGAACUUUUGAAUAUGUACGUUGGCGAAAGUGAAAAAGCAGUUCGUCAAUGCUUCUUAAGAGCAAAAAAUUCGAUGCCGUGUGUCAUAUUUUUCGACGAAAUAGAUGCAUUAUGUCCUAAGAGAACAGAAGGUGAUAAUUCCGCAACAUCACGCGUUGUAAAUCAAAUGCUUACGGAAAUGGACGGUGUAGAGAGUCGACAAGGAGUAUUUCUUAUGGCUGCUAGUAAUCGUCCUGACAUUAUAGAUUCAGCUGUUCUUCGACCAGGAAGACUGGACAAAAUUGUAUAUGUCGGUCUUCCGACAGCCUCAGAUCGGGUGGAUAUUUUACGUGCAAUAACAAAGAAUGGAACAAGACCAAAACUUGCUUCUAAUGUUGAUUUAAAUCAAGUGGGAUAUAAUGAUAAAUGCGAAGGUUACACUGGUGCAGACUUGGCAGCUUUAAUAAAGGAAGCUGGCAUGGAAGCAUUGAAGGAAAUAAUAGCUGGUUAUGGACAACCAGAAAUUACUAUGCAGCAUAUCUAUCAAGCGUUCGAUAAGGUGCAACCAUCUGUUCGCGAGAAGGACAUUAAAUAUUAUGAAAAAUUUAGUAAGUUAUACUCAAUUAAAAAGAAUUCCGAAGUUACGCCAAUGGAAACACCAAUAGAUGCACCAAUUGUUGAUGUAGUCAUGGAACCAAUGGAAACAUGAAGUACAAUUAUUAAAAAUUUGACAUUUAUUAAACAAUUCUUCCAUUAUCAAAUAUUUUACAUAAACUUUUACACAAAAGAGACGAAAGGUAUUCCUUUUAAUGAAAUUUAAUUUCUACAUGUUGAUAAUUCACAAGUAGCUUUAAUGUUUAUUGAUAAUCAACAAUGUUUUAAAAUGAUUUAAAACAAUAAAUUUAAAUUGUUUCAAUUUGUUUUAAUAUGCACGAUUAAGACAGACAUUGCAUGUCCUUACUUUAUAGAUACAUAAGUAUAGAAAACAUAUAUGUUUAA
This is a messenger RNA of Camponotus floridanus (Florida carpenter ant), 3146 nucleotides long. It is a transcript of the gene smid, whose product is annotated as nuclear valosin-containing protein-like. The transcript is spliced from 11 exons. Gene Ontology annotation, biological process: ribosome biogenesis. NCBI's taxonomy places the organism in Eukaryota, Metazoa, Arthropoda, Insecta, Hymenoptera, Formicidae. The coding region runs from base 1 to 2856 and encodes 951 amino acids. The record is from RefSeq and is a predicted model, not a curated record. Gene Ontology annotation, cellular component: nucleus. Gene Ontology annotation, molecular function: ATP binding; RNA binding; ATP hydrolysis activity.